CCUAGCAGGAACUGGGUCUGUUCUUAGCUCCCAAGUUAAGAACCCAUGUUAUAAACUGAUCCCUGGAAAUGACACUUAGAACCUGAAAUUCCCCUAGUCUAGAAGGGUCGCAUUAGGCUGGACACAUCAGGCCCUUUGAAUAGAUGUGCACGGUUUUCAUUCUCCUAUGGCUCUGGGAUAUUUUUAGUGAUCGGCAUACUCAUCUUUUCCUCCCCAUAACCUGUGGUUAAAAUAAAAUGUUCUCCAUUGGUAUUUCAUUAAAUCGCUUAUUUAAUUACAAUAUGUACAUUUCCAAAAAAUAGCCGACUAAAAUAAGUGACCUGUUUCAGGGAAUGUAAAUUAUUUUCAGAAUUUCAGACAUUGAAAAGGGCUAAGAGGAAGGAGAAAAUGCUGGGCUGGUGCGAGGCGAUAGCCCGGAACCCGCACAGAACCCCCAACAGCACGCGGACACCCGAGAGCGCAGGGGACGUGGCUGAUGCCUCCCAAACCUCCACGCUGAAUGAAAAAUCCCCAGGACGAUCCGCAAGUCGAUCAAGUAAUAUUUCAAAAGCAAGCAGCCCAACCACAGGGACAGCUCCCAGGAGCCAGUCAAGGUUGUCUGUCUGUCCGUCUACUCAGGACAUCUGCAGGAUCUGCCACUGCGAAGGGGACGAGGAGAGCCCCCUCAUCACACCCUGUCGCUGCACGGGCACGCUGCGCUUUGUCCACCAGGCCUGCCUCCACCAGUGGAUCAAGAGCUCAGACACGCGCUGCUGCGAGCUCUGCAAGUACGACUUCAUCAUGGAGACCAAGCUGAAGCCCCUGCGCAAGUGGGAGAAACUACAGAUGACCACGAGUGAGAGGAGGAAAAUCUUCUGCUCUGUCACCUUCCAUGUCAUCGCCAUCACCUGUGUGGUCUGGUCCUUGUACGUAUUAAUAGACCGGACAGCGGAGGAGAUCCGGCAAGGAAAUGACAAUGGUGUCCUUGAAUGGCCAUUUUGGACAAAACUGGUUGUGGUGGCCAUCGGCUUCACGGGAGGCCUGGUCUUCAUGUACGUACAGUGUAAAGCCUACGUCCAGCUGUGGCGCAGGUUGAAGGCCUACAACCGGGUGAUCUUUGUGCAGAACUGCCCAGACACUGCCAAAAAACAGGAGAAGAGCUUCUCGUGCAACAUCAACACGGACACCAAGGACGCGGUGGUAGUGCCGGUGUUACCUGCGGGUACAAAUUCGCUGCUGCCCGCAGAGGACAGCCCUCCGGAAGGGAUACCCGUGUGACGGGGGCAGCCCGGUGGGGGAGUCUCUUCCCCGGAGAACAUCUUUCCAGCCCUCGGCCACUGCAAAUGACAGAAGCGAUCCCGAGUUACUCUCUUUGUCUCCUCCCCUUUCUCCUGCUGACUCAUCUUCCCUUACUUGGCACAAAAAGGAAGGAGGAAAAGGCGGCGACCGACCAGGAUCCGGUGAAGCAGAGUCUGCGGUGGGACAGGGACAUGUGAAGAGUGAGCUGAAGAGUUCAUUUCUGAAACCGCCAGAGCCACCUGAGCAAGGAAGACUUUUAGGCAAACAUUCCUCAUCAGACGACAGGGACACAGGAUCUUCAUGGUAGCAGGGGAGGGGUUAAGCAUACAGACUUCAGCUGAAAUGUGUGUUUCAU
Molecule: messenger RNA, 1633 nt
Organism: Miniopterus natalensis
Lineage: Eukaryota; Metazoa; Chordata; Mammalia; Chiroptera; Miniopteridae
Source: RefSeq, a predicted model, not a curated record